Molecule: messenger RNA, 813 nt
Organism: Vicugna pacos (alpaca)
Lineage: Eukaryota; Metazoa; Chordata; Mammalia; Artiodactyla; Camelidae
Source: RefSeq, a predicted model, not a curated record
GACUGCGCGGACUCAACACAAGGGCCCUCAGUGCCUCCAGGCUGGCCCUGUGCUCCUGGCCCUGACCGCUUCCCCAGGAUUGAGCUGGGGGUGCCACUGGGCCCAAGCAAGAAGGUGUGGGAUCUCCUCUCCAAAGGGAAGCAGCUCCUCAGGAAACUGGGCUCUGGGAAGAAGGACAUCAAGCAGCGCCUUCGCAGUGGCUCAGCCAGCCCCAUGGAACUGCUGUCCUACUUCAAGCAGCCAGUGGCAGGCACCAGGACAGCGGUGAGGGCUGCUGACUACCUGCACGUGGCCCUAGGCCUGCUGGAGAGGAAGCUGCGGUCCCUGUGGCCAGGCCCCUUCAACGUCACAGAUGUGCUGACGCCUGUCCAGCUUAAUCUGCUGUCCAAGACUAGUGGCUGCGCCUACCAGGACCUGGCGGUGAGGUGCCCCGAGAAGGACAAGUACCGAACCAUCACCGGCCAGUGCAACAACAGGUGCAGCCUCUGCGCAACGACUCAGGGUGGGGUCCCAGCAGCCCGGGGCCACCUGGUCCCAGCGCCCUGUCCUCUCUCACCACCUCCCUGCAGGCGCAGCCCCACACUGGGGGCCUCCAACCGGGCCUUUGUGCGCUGGCUGCCAGCGGAGUACGAGGAUGGCUUCUCCCUGCCUUUUGGCUGGACGCCAGGGGUCAAGCGCAAUGGCUUCCAGGUGCCCCUGGUGAGUGCUGGCCCGUGGAGGGGGCGAGACCCCACUGAGGCCGAGACCUCGUGGAGUCCAAGCCCCCUGACUCCCCGUGUCCCGCAGACUCGCGCUGUCUCCAACGACAUCGUG